Hyaloscypha bicolor E is the source of this 598-nucleotide messenger RNA. RefSeq lists its product as uncharacterized. The record is from RefSeq and is a predicted model, not a curated record. The transcript has a single exon. Lineage: Eukaryota; Fungi; Ascomycota; Leotiomycetes; Helotiales; Hyaloscyphaceae. Bases 139 to 456 code for a protein of 105 amino acids.
GUUGGAGUCGAGUUACGGUGGGUUCUUGGACAUGCAGGCAUUGAAGCAAUUCGAUGGCCGAUCGAGCCGCGAGGAGAGGUGUGAAACAGUUUGUUGGACGACAAAGAGGGAAAUUAAUAUUGAUUGCUGGUACAAUACAUGAUGCCUGAGAACAGAAGAGGUACACAAUCUUUUUCCCAUCUGCAACAUGCUACUACUCUAUCUAAGAACAUUCUCACAAUAUCUAACUGGCUAAUAUCAAGACGACGCAGUCGUCACCGGCGGUACCGACUCGUCAUCGCAAGCAAUAUCCCUGCCCAAGUCGUAUCAUCCAAAGCAUCGACCGCCGUAAACUUCUGUCCAUCCGCAUUCUCGCUACAUGCAGCAAAGCAAUCCUUAGAGCCUUUCUUGAGCACCUGGUCAGCAGCCUCAAAGAAUUCGCCCACCUCUGCUCCCUCCGCUGUCUCGCCUAUAUAAGGGACCACAAAUUGAAGUAAUCCUAAGGCAGCGGGGAUGGCCGAGUUCCAAACGGCACAGACGACUUCGCCAAUUUCGAUGAGGAUCUCGCCCGGCAGCCUCGACGCUACAGGUACAAAAGGCUUGAUCUACGCACGUAGCC